Messenger RNA from Phyllostomus discolor (pale spear-nosed bat), 4449 nucleotides. RefSeq names its product REV1 DNA directed polymerase (gene REV1). The record is from RefSeq and is a predicted model, not a curated record. Gene Ontology annotation, biological process: error-prone translesion synthesis; error-free translesion synthesis. Gene Ontology annotation, cellular component: nucleus. The coding region runs from base 1980 to 4154 and encodes 724 amino acids. Gene Ontology annotation, molecular function: damaged DNA binding; deoxycytidyl transferase activity; DNA-directed DNA polymerase activity. The transcript is spliced from 24 exons. NCBI's taxonomy places the organism in Eukaryota, Metazoa, Chordata, Mammalia, Chiroptera, Phyllostomidae.
GGGUGGGGCGGGGACCUCCGCGCAGCGCGCAGGCAGCCUCUGAGAGUGGGGGGUGAGCGUGGACUGUGGCUCGGAGCGGCAACGCCGGUGUGACUCCUUCUAGGCUCUUUUCCCGCCCGGCGUGGGCACUGUGCGGCAGUGGGGGGCGCCGGGGCCGCGAGGCCGGACCACGCGGCCGUGCCGGGCAUGGUGGUCUGGGGGCAACGCGGAAGAGGCUCCACCAUGAGACGAGGUGGAUGGAGGAGGCGAGCUGAAAAUGAUGGCUGGGAAAAAUGGGGUGGGUAUAUGGCUGCCAAGGUCCAGAAAUUGGAGGAACAGUUUCGAUCAGAUGCUGCUAUGCAGAAGGAUGGAACUUCAUCUACGAUUUUUAGUGGAGUUGCCAUCUAUGUUAAUGGAUAUACAGACCCUUCUGCUGAGGAAUUGAGAAAGCUGAUGAUGUUGCAUGGAGGCCAGUAUCACGUGUAUUAUUCCAGAUCCAAAACCACACACAUUAUUGCCACCAACCUUCCUACUGCCAAAAUCAAAGAAUUAAAGGGGGAAAAAAUAAUUCGGCCAGAAUGGAUUGUGGAAAGUGUCAAAGCUGGCCGACUCCUGUCCUACAUUCCCUAUCAGCUGUACAGCAAGCAGUCCACUGUGCAGAAAGGUCUCAUCUUCAAUCCUGUAUGCAAACCUGAGGACCCAGUGCCUGGUCCAAGCAAUAGAGCCAAACAGCUCAACAACAGGGUAAAUCACAUAAUUAAGAAGCUUGAGACAGGAAAAGAAGUCAAAGUCAAUGGAAUGAACAGUUGGAAUGAAGAAGAUGCAAGUAGCGAUUUUAGUUUUGUGGAGCUGGAGCAGAUUGUUCCAGGAAGGGAACAAAACGGAAUUCCGCCUCACAGAGACAGUCCUGCCAUUCUUAAUGGCCACACGCAUAGCUCUAAUGGUGCCUUAAAGACACAGGGUUGCUGGGUGCCUGUGGGCAACAGUGUUGCCAGCAGGCUUUCCCCAGACUCUGCCCAGGAGGAGAAGGCUGAGAAAAGCACCGACUUCAGAGACUGCAAUGUGCAGUCAUUGCAACAAAGCACCGGGAACACAGAUGCUUUGCAGAAUCCACACAGAACUAAUUCCUUCUCACUAUCAUCUUUGCACAUGAACACUAAAAUAAAUGGUGCUCACCACUCCACUGUUCAGGGGCCUUCAAGCACAAAAAGCACUUCAGUACCUUCUGUUAGCAAGGCAGCACCUUCAGUGCCAUCUAGACCCUCAGACUGCAGUUUUAUUUCAGAUUUCUAUUCUCAUUCAAGACUGCAUCACAUAUCAAUGUGGAAGUGUGAAUUUACUGAGUUUGUCAAUACCCUACAAAGACAAAGUAGUGGUAUCUUUCCAGGAAGGGAAAAGUUAAAAAAAAUGAAAACAGGCAGGUCUGCACUUGUUGUAACUGACACAGGAAAUAUGUCAGUAUUGAGUUCACCCAGACAUCAGAGCUGUAUAAUGCAUGUUGAUAUGGAUUGCUUCUUUGUAUCAGUGGGUAUACGAAAUAGACCAGAUCUCAAAGGAAAACCAGUGGCUGUUACAAGUAACAGAGGUACAGGAAGGGCACCCUUACGUCCUGGAGCUAACCCCCAGGUGGAGUGGCAGUAUUAUCAGAAUAAAAUCCUAAAAGGCAAAGCAGACUUGGGUCCUGGCCUCUGAUUUCUCCAACCGUUCCUCCACAUUCUCCAUGUGCCCGUCUAGUUUGUCAAGUUUUGAUGAGCAGUUCUCUACUUUGCCCUCCAAUGAGGACAGUGUAUCCCUGCAUUUCCCCGAAUCUCCCUUGAAGCAACUCAGUCUGCUGGUGGAGGGAUCCACGCACUCUGCUGCACUGUGGACAAGAUAUACCAGAUUCAUCACUGUGGGAGAAUCAAGAUUCUGCACAAACUAAUGGAAUUGAUUCUGUUUUGUCAAAGGCUGAAAUUGCAUCUUGUAGUUAUGAAGCCAGACAAGUUGGUAUUAAGAAUGGAAUGUUUUUUGGGUACGCUAAACAACUUUGUCCUAAUCUUCAAGCUGUACCAUAUGAUUUUCAUGCAUACAAGGAAGUUGCACGCACAAUGUAUGAGACAUUGGCAAGCUACACACAUAACAUCGAAGCGGUCAGUUGUGAUGAGGCGCUGGUAGACAUCACUGAAAUCCUUGCAGAGACCAGGCUUACUCCUGAUGAAUUUGCAAAUGCCGUCCGCAUGGAAAUCAAAGACCAGACAAACUGUGCUGCCUCUGUUGGAAUUGGUUCUAAUAUUCUCCUGGCUAGAAUGGCAACCAGAAAAGCAAAGCCAGAUGGCCAGUAUCACCUAAAACCAGAAGAAGUCGAUGAUUUUAUCAGAAGCCAGCUAGUUACUAAUCUACCAGGAGUUGGACGGUCGAUGGAAUCCAAACUGGCAUCUUUGGGAAUUAAAACUUGUGGAGACUUGCAAUAUAUGACCAUGGCGAAACUUCAGAAAGAAUUUGGUCCCAAAACAGGUCAGAUGCUUUAUAGGUUCUGCCGCGGUUUGGAUGAUAGACCAGUUCGAACUGAGAAGGAAAGAAAAUCUAUUUCGGCUGAGAUCAACUAUGGAAUAAGGUUUACCCAGCCCAAAGAAGCAGAAGCUUUUCUUAUGAGUCUUUCAGAAGAAAUUCAAAAACGACUUGAAGCUGCUGGCAUGAAGGGUAAACGCCUGACUCUCAAAAUAAUGGUACGAAAGCCGGGGGCCCCUGUAGAAACUGCAAAAUUUGGAGGCCAUGGAAUUUGUGAUAACAUUGCCAGGACUGUAACUCUUGACCAGGCAACAGAUAGUGCAAAAAUAAUCGGAAAGGCUAUGCUAAACAUGUUUCAUACAAUGAAACUAAAUAUAUCGGAUAUGAGAGGGGUUGGGAUUCACGUGAACCAGUUGGUUCCAGCUAAUCCAAACCCCCCUGCGUGUCCCAGUCGCACAUCAGUCCAGCCAGGCCAUUUUCCUGGCGGGUCCCAUUCUGUUCUCGAUCUCUUCCAACUUCAGAAAGCAAAGAAACCCACAGAAGAGGAGCACAAGGAAGUAUUUCUGGCUGCAAUGGAUCUGGAAAUAUCAUCUGCCUCUAGAACUUGCACUUUCUUGCCAUCUUUUUCCACACAUCUGACAUCAAGUAUCAGCCCUGUUACUAGCAAAGCAGAGUCUUCAGGGAAAUGGAAUGGUCUACAUUCUCCCAUCAGUUUAAAGUCAAGACUUAACCUGAGUAUAGAAGUCCCAUCACCUUCCCAGCUCGAUCAGUCUGUUUUAGAAGCACUUCCACCUGAUAUCCGGGAACAAGUAGAGCAAGUUUGUGCUGUUCAGCAAGGAGAGCUGCAUGGUGACAAAAAGAAAGAACCAGUAAAUGGCUGUAAUACAGGAAUUUUGCCACAGCCAGUUGGAACAGUUUUGUUACAAAUACCAGAACCUCAAGAAUCUAACAGUGACAUGGGAAUUAAUGUAAUAGCCCUUCCAGCAUUUUCACAGGUGGACCCUGAGGUGUUUGCUGCCCUUCCUGCUGAGCUUCAAAAGGAGCUGAGAGCAGCGUAUGAUCAAAGACAGAGGCAGGGAGAGAACACUGCACACCAGCAGCCACCCAGCACAGCCUUGCCAAAGAAUCCAUUACUUCAGCUAAAACCAGCAGCAUUGAAAGAAAAGAAACGAAACAAGAAAAAAAAUCCCAUCAGUCCCCAAAAAAAGAUCCAGAGCCCUCUGAAAAACAAACUACUUAAUAGUCCUGCAAAAACCAUGCCAGGGGCCUGUGGGAGUCCCCAGAAGUUAAUUGAUGGGUUUCUGAAACAUGAAGAUUCUGCUCCUGAAAAACCUCUGGGAGAACUCUCUGCUUCUACUUCAGGUGUGCCAGGCCUUUCUGGCUGUGUCAGACCCCCGGCACCCAACCUGGCAGGAGCUGUCGAGUUCAGUGAUGUGAAGACACUGCUCAGAGAGUGGAUAACGACCAUUUCAGAUCCAAUGGAAGAAGACAUUUUGCAAGUUGUGAAAUACUGCACGGACCUAAUAGAGGAGAAAGAUUUGGAAAAACUGGAUCUUGUUAUAAAAUACAUGAAAAGGUUGAUGCAGCAGUCUGUGGAAUCAGUUUGGAAUAUGGCAUUUGACUUUAUUCUUGACAAUGUUCAGGUAGUUUUACAACAGACUUAUGGGAGCACAUUAAAAGUGACAUAAAUGAGCAGGAGCCUAGUGUUCUCCGCUGGCUGUGCCAUAAGUGCUUGUGAGGUAUUUGCAAAGUGCAUGAUAGUAAUGCUCUGAGUUUUUAUAAUUUUAAAUUUCGUUUUGAGCAAGUGUUUUGUACAUUUCUUUUCAAUAAGUGCCAAAUUUGUCAGUAUUGCAUGUAAAUAAUUGUGUUAAUUCUUUUAUUGUAGUAUAGAUUCUAUUUACAAAAUGUUUGUUUAUAAAGUUUUAUGGAUUUUUACAGUGAAGUGUUUACAGUUGUUUAAUAAAGAACUGUAUGUAUAUUUUG